Zingiber officinale is the source of this 1541-nucleotide messenger RNA. RefSeq names its product MYG1 protein-like. The record is from RefSeq and is a predicted model, not a curated record. The transcript has 7 exons. Lineage: Eukaryota; Viridiplantae; Streptophyta; Magnoliopsida; Zingiberales; Zingiberaceae. Gene Ontology annotation, cellular component: nucleus; cytoplasm. The coding region runs from base 9 to 1130 and encodes 373 amino acids.
GCGGCGAUAUGUUCGCGAUUCGGGUUUCAUGGUGGCGGCCGGUAGCUUCGCGGAGCAGGACACGAGGGUGCUACUUCGCCUCUAUCACGGCCGCCGCCGCUUCGCGGAACCCCGGUCCUCCUGCGCCAUUCUCCACUGGAUCCGUCAGUCCUACUCCCAAGAGGGUGGGCACCCACAAUGGUAGCUUCCACUGCGAUGAGGCCCUGGGAUGCUUCUUAAUCCGUCUCACCGACAAGUUCUCCGGUGCCGAGAUCGUCCGAACCAGAGAUCCUCAGCUCCUUGAAACCCUAGAUGCAGUGCUAGAUGUUGGCGGUGUGUAUGAUCCUAGCCAAGACCAUUAUGAUCAUCAUCAAAAAGGAUUUGGUGAAAUUUUUGGCCAUGGGUUCAACACCAAGCUUAGUAGUGCUGGGCUUGUCUACAAGCACUAUGGAAAGGAGAUAAUUGCCAAGGAACUUCAGCUUGAUGUGGGACAUGAAAACGUACAACGAUUAUACCUUGCUGUUUACAAAAGCUUUAUUGAGGCAAUUGAUGCUGUUGAUAAUGGGAUCAAUGAAUAUGACACUGAUCAGCCUCCAAAAUAUGUGAACAAUACACAUUUGUCUUCAAGAGUUGGUCGGCUAAAUUUAGACUGGAUGGAUCCUGAUCAAUCUUCUGAUAAGGAAAAUGCAGCUUUUCAGCAGGCAAUGAUGCUUGCUGGUGGAGAAUUCUUGGAUAGUCUAAGGUUUCAUGCUAGAUCAUGGAUACCUGCGAGAUCCAUAGUUGCUGAAUGUAUAGCUUCAAGAGGAAAUGUUGAUCCUAGUGGUGAAAUUAUGGUUUUGGAUAGAUUUUGCCCUUGGAAACAUCAUUUGUUUGAGCUGGAAGAGGAGCUUAAAAUUGAACCUCUUAUUAAAUAUGUUCUUUAUCAGGAUGAAAGAAGUGGAAGUUGGAGAGUGCAAACUGUGGCAGUUGCUCCCUACAAGUUUGAGAGCAGAAAGCAGUUACCACCAGCUUGGAGGGGCUUAAGAGAUCAAGAGCUUUCAGAUAAGUCUGGCAUUCCUGGAUGUGUUUUUGUUCAUAUCAAUGGAUUCAUUGGUGGAAAUCAAACUUACGAUGGAGCCUUGGCUAUGGCAAAGUCUGCUGUGACAAUGUGAUUCUUGUCCCUGAUCUUAUACGACCAACACUCUUAACAGCAUGAUUCUUGUCCCAGAUCUUCUAUUGCUUUAAAAAAAUUCUAGCAAUUUUAAAGAGGCGGGUGCAUCCCACCGAGCAGUAGAACAGUCUUUGUAGACUUAAUUUAUGAGAUGUUUGAGAUCCUUCACAUCUAUUCAUCUCAUCGAGCAGAUAUUUUUCAGAUUGGCCUAGGUAGGCUUGUUGAGACUUACCUUGCUACAAUGCUAUCUUCAAUUUUGAACUUAGAGUAUUGGACUUAGAGUUUGCUUUUUUGUGAGAAUAAAACUUGAUCCAUAAGGUUUACUGUUCAAUUAUCAUUGAUGGAUAUGCGAACAAGAUUUCAUUGGGAAACGUUUGACAAUUGUGAAAACAAUUCUCUGCCUAUCCGUGCA